GAGGGUAAAAAAAAAAAAAAAAAAAAAAAAAAAACAAAGAACAAAACAGGGGAACAGCGGUCGGUCAUCACAAAGGGGAAGCUAAAAAGCAGACAGAGAUUGAUAAAAGGAAAGGGAUCAGCAGUGGGCCCAAGUUUCCUCCUCUUCUCUCACCCAAAACCUCAUUUGUUUUCGAAAAAUGGGUUUGCUGGAUUCCUUCCUCAAUUGGCUCCGCAGCUUAUUUUUUAAACAGGAAAUGGAACUUUCACUAGUAGGGCUUCAGAAUGCAGGAAAGACAUCUCUUUUAAAUGCCAUUGCUACAGGGGGCUACAGUGAGGACAUGAUUCCAACUGUUGGAUUCAACAUGCGAAAAGUAACCAAGGGAAAUGUGACAAUCAAGGUUUGGGACCUUGGAGGUCAAAGAAGGUUCCGCACAAUGUGGGAGCGUUACUGUCGUGGCGUCUCUGUAAUUGUCUACGUAGUUGAUGCUGCUGACAGAGACAGUAUUCCAAUAGCUCGAAGUGAGCUGCACGACCUCUUAAUGAAACCUUCCUUAAAUGGGAUUCCGUUACUUGUUCUUGGCAACAAAAUCGACAAGUCUGAGGCUCUUUCCAAACAAGCAUUGGUUGAUCAACUAGGCCUUGAUUCAAUUACGGACAAAGAAGUGUGCUGCUAUAUGAUCUCUUGCAAGGACUCCAUAAAUAUAGAUGUUGUCAUCGAUUGGCUUAUCAAACACUCCAAAACAGCAAAAUGAUCGACGCAUGGCCCUUGCUUGGUGUUUGAUCAAACAUAUUCCGAGUCGCAAAUCAGGCGCUGAAAAGACGAGUUGAUGAAAACAACCGUUUUGAGACUCUGUAACCAUAGUGGGUAGCUAUUCUCCAAAUAGAGAUCUGUACAGUACUUCUGUAGUUGCGAAGUGUGAUGCUUUGGUUAUAUUUCCCUUGUUCCUAUGAAAUUAUUUCAAUUUUCAAAUGAAGGCUCCCAAAUCUGAAGCACCUUUCUGGAA
This is a messenger RNA of Malus domestica (apple), 985 nucleotides long. NCBI's taxonomy places the organism in Eukaryota, Viridiplantae, Streptophyta, Magnoliopsida, Rosales, Rosaceae. The record is from RefSeq and is a predicted model, not a curated record.